Molecule: messenger RNA, 819 nt
Organism: Sclerotinia borealis F-4128
Lineage: Eukaryota; Fungi; Ascomycota; Leotiomycetes; Helotiales; Sclerotiniaceae
Source: the annotation of a GenBank genome assembly
AUGCGUGGGGAGUUGGGAGCGUGGAAUGAGAUGGGAAGAGAGAUAUAUGGCUACAUGGCGAUGGUCAUUCUACUCAAACAAGCUACCCCUCGGCCCACACUCACACCCCUGAAAAAACCUCUCCAGGUCCUCAAAUCCAUUAAAUCCCUCACGCCCCACGAAAAUAUCUACACCAUCCCCAACAUCCUCACCUUUUCCCGUCUCAUCGCCGCGCCCAUCUGCGGAUACCUUGUUUUGCACGAUCAACAUGCGUGGGCCGUUGCACUUUUUGCUUACGCGGGAGUUACGGAUUUCGUAGAUGGAUGGAUUGCGAGGAAAUGGAAUUUGCAGACGGUGGUGGGAACGAUUAUUGAUCCCAUGGCGGAUAAGACGUUGAUGACCGUUUUGACGGUUUGUUUGGCGAUUAAGGGGGGGUUGCCGGUCUGGCUCGCAAUCAUAAUUCUGGGCCGCGAUAUCGCACUCGCCAUCUCCGCCAUCUACUGGCGAUGGAUUUCCCUCCCUCCCCCCAAAUCAUUUUCUCGUUAUUGGGAUUUCUCACUCCCGUCGGCGGAGGUGCAUCCGACUACUAUUAGUAAAUAUAACACAGCACUGCAACUGGGGUUAAUUGGGGCGACGACGGCGUUGCCGUUGAUCAGUUGGGAUGUGGGAAUUGCCAUGACGGGAUUUCAAUACCUAGUAGCUACAACCACCAUUUGGAGCGGAUUGAGCUACAUCUACACCAAAGACGCAGUCAAAAUCAUUGGUCAAACAGAUUCUGCAAAGAAGGGGAAGCAGCCAGAUCAGAAACAGGAAGCGGAAUCGGAAUCUAGAAAAAGAUAG